Messenger RNA from Siniperca chuatsi (mandarin fish), 2091 nucleotides. Its product is annotated as odorant receptor 131-2-like. Gene Ontology annotation, molecular function: G protein-coupled receptor activity. Gene Ontology annotation, biological process: G protein-coupled receptor signaling pathway. NCBI's taxonomy places the organism in Eukaryota, Metazoa, Chordata, Actinopteri, Centrarchiformes, Sinipercidae. Bases 1 to 981 code for a protein of 326 amino acids. The record is from RefSeq and is a predicted model, not a curated record. The transcript is spliced from 2 exons. Gene Ontology annotation, cellular component: membrane.
AUGUCCAUGAAUUCCUCAUCUUAUGGCUUUAACGUGUCGAGUGGUCCGAGUUAUCGAGACUCUUUCAGCACAGCUGUGGCCAAAAAUGUGAUUAUUCUGGCUCUUGGUCUUAUCAUCAACUAUAUCAAUGGCACCCUGAUUCACACCUUCAGAAAACACCAGAUAUUUUAUGUGAAUCCCCGUUACAUCCUAUUCAUCCACCUGGUGGUGAACGAUAUGAUCCAGCUUACUACAACAAUCUGCCUGUUUGUCUUCAGUUAUAUUUUCUACAAAAUUAAUGUUUCCCUUUGUUUCCUCAUUAUUACCUGUGCUGUCUUCACCACCCUCAACACUCCAUUAAAUUUAGCUGUCAUGGCAGUGGAGUGCUACAUUGCUAUUUGUUUACCACUGCGACACACUGACUUGUGUACAAUCAAAAGAACAUAUAUUCUGAUUGGAUGGAUUUGGGCCAUGAGUGUGGUCUCAACCCUGCCAGAUGUGUUUAUUAUUCUGGCAACAGAGCCUGUAGAGUUUUAUUAUUCCACAAUUUUUUGUGAAUUGAAUAACCUGUUCCGACACCCUAUACACCUGAAAAAGAGGGAUGUUUCCUACAUAAUUUACCUAAUUGGUGUUUGGCUCACACUCUUCUACACUUACUUCAAGAUCUUCUUUGCUGCUAUAAAAGCUAAAGCAGCUAAAUCAGCUGAUGGACAUGCAAAGAAGGCCAGGAAUACAAUCCUGCUCCAUGGUUUUCAGCUGCUGUUGUGUAUGCUAACAUAUGUAGCCCAUAUCUUAGAAAGGGCUCUGGUGUACUGGUUUCCUAAACAUUAUGUACAUUUAAUCUUUGUUAGCUAUAUCAUCAUCCAGAUCCUUCCCAGGUUUGUCAGUCCUAUUGUGUACGGGCUACGAGACAAGACAUUUAGACAGCAUUUGAAAAAGUAUCUGCUGUGUACAGUGAGAGUAAGCGUCAAACCAUGGACUGAAGCGAAACAAACUAGUUAGAUUGAAAAAUCUUUUAGUAUUUCCAUUUGUGAAUGCCACUGAGGACAAAGGUUAUGACAUUUCAGUAUGAAAGUACACUAGUACAAAUUGAGUACACAACACUGUGCUUUGCUGGAGUUUGAUGAAUUUAGAUUAUGCCCUCCUACUAUAUUAAGCACCACAAGCAUUGCAGUUUGCAAAUUCAUUGCCUUAAAAAUUUCCGGCUGUCUGAAAGCACCUUAACUCUUUACCAACUCCAAUAGAUCAUGUUGGAAAAGUCUGGGGCUCACCAAAGUCAUCAGGUUUUAUCCUCUGGGCAUAAGGGAUAUAUGUACCAAAUUAUAUGAAUCCAUCCAACAGUUGUUGAGACAUUUCACAAAAAAAUACAGUGAACCUCAAUGUGGCACUACAGGAAAAGUCAGGGGAUCACCAAAAGCAGUAGGAUUCAUCCUCUGGGGAUCAUGAAUGUGUACAAAAUUUCAAGGCAAUCCAUCAUAUAGGUGUAGAGAUAUUUUAGUCUGAGGAAAACAUUUUGGACCAGCCGACAGACCGGCCCACAUUUCCAUCAUUUGAGCCAUGCAGCUAGCAUGAAUGAUCUUUGGCUACAGACACCGUCUUGAAAAGAGCACUUUAACAGGACAACAGCUAAUUUCAUUAACAACAUUUAAGAAUAAACGGCAAUUAUUUAUAACCAGUAUGUCUCCCAUUAAGGAUUAAAGAAGAAUAUAGAGGAAAAACUGUUAUUACACUCAUUGUCCAAUUCCUGGCCACUGUGUUUUCAUUGCAAUGAAAUUGUUGUAAGAAUAUUGUAUUGUCACAAUGUCAAAGACAUAUAUCUGUUUUAGUUACUGUGUAUUAAUUGAAAUUAUGUUUGAAAUAAACAGAUAUGUAUUGUUUAAUUAAAACAGAGUGAUUUUAUGUUUCAUCUGUUUUCCAUUUGGUGAGUUUAUAAAACCUCAUUUCAGCAACGUCUUCGGUUUGGAUUAUUACAUGAAACAUUUUCCAAGCACUUAAAAUAAGCUUUACAUGCCUAAACGGUAAAAGCAAGACACACAACUUCAUUCGUAUACUCUUAUUAUUAUUGAUGUUGUUUGCUCCAACAUCCUGAACCUAUCUUCUUGAAUCUUCACU